CGAAUCCCCCUAACUAGGUUUGGUUAUUUCUUUGAUUUCAGAUCGACCUCAGACGCUUGGAGGCCCCUCAAAUAAACAAAGAGAAAAAGGGAAGAGGACUCCCCGGCGGCGGCGGCGGCGGCGAUCAUGCCAUGCACGGCGGCGGCGGCGGCGAUCAUCCACCGCGGGUCACCGGCGGCGUCGGCGGUGGCUAAGGAGCACCGCCGCAGCCGCCGGGACGGGAUCCGGCGGUCGGGGUCCGGCACCGACCUCGUCGGGAUGCGGCGGUCGCGGUCGGAGCCCCAGCUCCGGUGCUCCCUCAGCGCCCCCCGCCCCGCCACCGCCGCUUCCGCGCCGGCGAAGCUCAAGACUAGCCGCUCCGUCGGCCUGCUCUCCUUCAUCCCCAACUCGAUCCGAUCGUUUCUGUUCGAUUCGGAGGAGGCGCAUGGGGGGACGAGAUUGGUGGAUCCGGAUGAGAGCAGCGAGGAGGAGGUGGGAUCGGAGACGGAGAAGCGAUCGAACUGGGUGGAGAGGAUCUGGGAGCUGAGAAACCACUGGUGGGAUCGGAAGCCUAGAGAAGACGAGAAGGCCGCCGGCGACGGCGAUGGCGAGGAGACGGAAGAGUUCUGCCGGGCGAGUUACGACUCGGGCGAUGAAGGGGGAGCGGGGGAGGAGCGGAGCGAGUGGGAUCGGGAGUCGUUCGCCCGGCUCUUGGCCCCGGUCCCGUGGACGGACGCCAAGCUCUUCUCCCAGUUGGCGUUUCUCUGUAACAUUGCCUACGUGAUACCUGAGAUCAAGGCAGAGGACCUGAUGAAAUACCAUAAUCUUCGGUACGUCACUUCCUCGUUGGAAAAGAAAUCGGAGGCCGCAAUCAAGGCCCGGCUCGAGAGCGACUCGACCCAUCCUGCGCCUGAACCGACCGGUCCGUGCCGAAGAUCCGGCCCCGGAACCCAGCUUCCGAUCCGGCCCUCCGUGGCCUACGAGAUCGCCGCGUCGGCCGCGUCCUACGUCCACUCCCGCGCCAAGGGCCUCCUGUCCCUCGGCCGGGAACCCAGGGUCACCAAUCGCGGGGAGAGAUUCGGCGAAGGGCCGGAGGAGGCGCUGUCGCCGAAGGGGACUCCGGGCCAGGAGGCACUCGGAGAAGGGCCGGCGGAGGAGCAGUCGCCGAAGGGGAGUCCCGGCCGAGUGUACAAGACCAAUGUGGCCGCUUACGUGGCAAGGUCGACGAUGACGGCGGUGGUGGCGGCGGAGGAGGAGGCGCGGCAGGAAGCGGCGGAGGAUCUGCGGUCGCUCCAUUCCUCGCCGUGCGAGUGGUUCGUAUGCGACGAUCCCAGUACCUGCACUCGCUGCUUCGUCAUCCAGGGUUCGGAUUCGCUGGCUUCCUGGCAAGCCAACCUGUUCUUCGAACCCACCAAAUUUGAGGAGACGGAGGUGCAGGUACAUCGAGGGAUCUAUGAAGCGGCGAAGGGAAUAUACGAGCAGUUCAUGCCAGAGAUCGAGGAGCACCUGGAGCAUUGGGGUGACAGGGCAAAGCUUCGAUUCACGGGGCAUUCUCUCGGAGGGAGCCUCUCGCUCCUCGUCCACCUCAUGCUCCUGUCUCGGGGCUUCGUCAAGCCCUCCACCCUCCUCCCCGUCGUGACCUUCGGCGCCCCGUCCGUGUUCUGCCGGGGGAAGCGGGUGUUGCAAGCGCUGGGGCUGGGCGAGGGGGAGGUGCGCUCGGUGAUGAUGCACCGGGACAUCGUGCCCCGAGCCUUUUCUUGUGGCUACCCAAACCACGUCGCCCAGGUCCUGAAGCGCCUUAACAAAGCAUUCCAGUCUCACCCUUGUCUCAAUAACGAGAAAGUCCUAUAUUCUCCACUGGGCCAGACGUACAUCCUUCAACCCGACGACAAAACCUCUCCUCCCCACCCUCUCCUACCCCCAGGAGCAGCUCUCUACAUCUUGGACGGAAAGAACGCAGCCGAAGGGGGCGCAUCGACGAAAGCGACGGCGGCCGGCGCCCUUAGAGCCUUCCUCAACUCUCCGCAUCCCCUGGAGACGCUGAGCGACCCGGCGGCCUACGGCUCCGACGGCACCAUCCUCCGCGACCACGACUCCAGCAACUACCUUAAGGCCAUGAGCGGGCUGGUCCGGCAGCACACCAAGUCAGUGGUCUGGCGGACGCGGCGGCAGCGUUUCCACCAAUUGUGGCCCCUCCUCACCCACCAUGAUCCGAGAAUGGAGAAACCGGGCCUGCUCACUCAGGAGGUGCUCUGAGGACUAGACUGGAUCUCUUCGUCGUUUCCCAUUGUGAAAAGUAGUAGAUUUGGAUCCUUUAGUUUUGUACAUGGAAGCAGUCUUUUUCUUUUUGUCCUUUCCGUCGUGUUCUAUCAAUGUACGAUGGAUUCGUACGGGCGCCUUUAAAAUUUAGUUUCUUGUCAACAUGUUAACCUAAGGGACUAUUAGCAUCGAUUUCAGGCGCAAGAAAAUUCUAGCAUCAAACAAUAACUCAAGUGGGU
Molecule: messenger RNA, 2477 nt
Organism: Phoenix dactylifera (date palm)
Lineage: Eukaryota; Viridiplantae; Streptophyta; Magnoliopsida; Arecales; Arecaceae
Product: phospholipase A1 PLIP1, chloroplastic
Biological process (GO): lipid metabolic process
Molecular function (GO): glycerophospholipid phospholipase A1 activity
Source: RefSeq, a predicted model, not a curated record